Molecule: messenger RNA, 1872 nt
Organism: Sordaria macrospora k-hell
Lineage: Eukaryota; Fungi; Ascomycota; Sordariomycetes; Sordariales; Sordariaceae
Biological process (GO): guanine transport; transmembrane transport; adenine transport
Cellular component (GO): plasma membrane
Molecular function (GO): purine nucleobase transmembrane transporter activity
Source: RefSeq, a predicted model, not a curated record
AUGGCGGGCAGCACCGGCGUCCGACUCUCGGACAACGCUGAUGAAGUCCAUCCGACCCCUCCUCAUCGCUCUAUUUUCCGCCGCGGCGCUGCCUAUGCGACCGAUGCGAUCAAUGGCGGGGUUGACUUUGUCAACCGCAAGGUUAGCGACACAUACAUCGGUCGCUUCUUCCGCCUUCGCGGAUCAGGUCAUCCCCAGGAGAUCAGAGAUGCGAACUUCUGCACCGAAAUCCGCGCCGGACUAAUCACAUUUUCCACCAUGCUCUACGUUUUGGCCGCCAAUCCGGCUGUCAUUGCCGCCUCGGGUUACGAGUGUAGCUGCCUGGGAGAGGAUAAGGGCAAGCCACAUUGUUCCAUGGAUUACUCAACCUGCACCGAAGAACUCCGUCGCGAUAUGGUCACAGUGACCGCCGCCGUUACAGCCAUGUCUUGCAUCCUUAUUGGCUUGACGACCAAUAUGCCCUUGGCUGUGGCACCUGGAAUGGGCCUCAACUCCUAUUUCGCGUAUCAGGUCAUCGGUAUCAGAGGAUCUGGCUUGCUACCCUGGCGUACUGCUCUCACGGCCGUGUUUCUCGAGGGCUGGAUCUUCAUCAUCCUUGCCUUGACCGGCCUUCGUCACUGGCUCGUCAGAAUCAUUCCGCCCACUAUGAAGGUCGCGGGCGUCUGUGGCAUUGGUUUGUUCCUUGCCUUGACUGGUCUGACUUUCAAUACUGGACUUGGUAUCAUUACCAGUGGAAACGUCGUGCCGAUCUCGCUGGCUGUUUGUGACAAUCCUAACGAGCAGGCCCAGUGUACUGGUACGAGCGCCAUCGCGAGCCCCAAGUUAUGGCUCGGCAUUCUUGGAGGAGGCAUCUUGCCAGCUGUCCUGAUGGGCUUCAAUAACAAAUACUCCAUUGGCAUUGGUGUACUCUUCGUCACUCUCAUGUCCAUCCCACGCUCGACAUCCGUGACCUUCUUCCCUUACGACUCCGCUGGUCAGAACAAAUGGGAUUACUUCUCCAGCAUGGUCGGAGUGCGCAAGACGGGGUUCGACAUGUUUCAGCUGCGAUUUGACCUCCACCACCAUGAAGGCAACUUCAUCGCUGCCCUCCUUACCAUGCUCUACGUCGACAUGAUCGACUGCACCGCAACGCUUCAGGGACUAGCGAGAUACACCUACAGACUCCAGGGACUCGACCCCGACUUUCCCGGCUCCACCAUCGCAUAUUGCACCAACGCUUUCUGCAUCUCUAUGGGAGCCCUUCUGGGAUCAUCUCCUGUCACGGUUUAUGUCGAAAGCGGCGCCGGAGCCCAGUCGGGUGGCCGUACUGGAAUAGCGGCGAUUGUGACUGGAUUAUGCUUCCUGUCCGCGGUGUUCCUUGCGCCAUUCUUUUCUGGUAUCCCCCCAUAUGCCACUGGACCGGCCCUGAUCCUGAUCGGUUUCCUGAUGUUGCGGCAAAUUGGCAGCAUCAACUGGAAUUAUGCUGGCGACGCCAUUCCCUCCUUUGUCACGAUCAUGUUCAUUCCUUUUAGCUACAGUGUCGCAUAUGGCCUCAUCGCGGGUCUUUUUACGUACAUCAUUGUGAACGGCUUGAUGUGGAUUAUCUCGCAACUCACUGGGGUCGAGCCUCAUGACUACCAACUGAAGCAAUACUGGACAAUCAAUCCCGCCGGUCGGAAGCCAUGGGUUUAUAGAGCCUACAAGUAUGUCAGGGCCAAGAUGCAGAAGAACAAAAGCCAGGCAACCGAGGAAGUUGCUGUGCAGGAGUUCGAACUGAUGGAACGCCACGCUUCCCGCCAGAGUCGCCCCAGAUCUGCGGUAGCUUCUGCGUCAACAAUGGAUGAUAAACACUCGCGCAAAGCCCAGUCGCCGGAUCGUUUUCGCUCUAACUGA